Molecule: messenger RNA, 1924 nt
Organism: Lolium rigidum
Lineage: Eukaryota; Viridiplantae; Streptophyta; Magnoliopsida; Poales; Poaceae
Product: eukaryotic translation initiation factor 2 subunit 3-like
Exons: 9
Coding region: 30-1310 (426 amino acids)
Biological process (GO): formation of translation preinitiation complex; positive regulation of translational fidelity
Cellular component (GO): eukaryotic translation initiation factor 2 complex; cytosol
Molecular function (GO): tRNA binding; translation initiation factor activity
Source: RefSeq, a predicted model, not a curated record
AAAGAGAUAGUAAGCGUUGCCAUAUUAAAAUGUCGACAGAGCACAUUACAGUUGGUCUUGUUGGAUACCAAAAUGAUUAUAGAUCAACAUUGCUGCGAGCAUUCCUAGAUGAUAAGACAUAUCCUGUGAAAAGUGGCAUCCUCUCUAUCCACGAAGCACAAAUACUCAAGUGUGCCUCUACUGAUACAACAUGCUACAUAUCAAGAAAGCAUGGACUUGGUGGGAGAGAGUUUUGUGCACACCAAGGUCAUCAAUCUGACCAAGUGGUUGUUUCAAGGGAUGUUUCUUUCCUAGCUUUGCCGGAUAAGAUCGAGUAUGCAAGUACGGUACUUGGGGGAAUGUAUCUCUUGGAUGGCAUUUUGAUUCUGUCAGAUGCCAAACUAAACUUCUCUAGGCUGCCAACACUUGAACUUAUUGCUGCUGCAAGCAUGCUGAAUAAGAAGGUUGUACUAAUCCAGAUCCUGAAUGAUGUAUCAGAGGCUGAUUCAAGAAUUGUGGAGCAUUACCAAGAAAUCACACAAUUGAUUGGAAAAAUGAAUUUGGAAAAACCAAUAAUCAUUCCAGUAUUGGUUUCUGGAACCAGUGACAUUGGCACAUUGUGCGCCAGGAUCAAUGAUAUGUGUCUCGAAGAAUAUGACAAGCAGGCUCCUGUUGAAAUGUUAAUCAUAGACAACUUUUUGAAGGAGGAUGAGGAAACUGGAGAAACGGUGUUAACUAUCUCUGCACGCAUUCUAAAGGGAACUGUCAAGAAAAAUCAACAACUAGAAAUUCGUCCAGGAUCAGUUAGCCGUGAUAAGGACGGUCAACCAAAAUGCAAUCCAAUCAUUAUCAAUGUAGCAAGUCUAGAUUCCAUAAGAGGUAAUGUGCAGUUGGAGCAAGCAGUUGCAGGUGAUAUGAUUGCAAUCAGGAGUAACAUUAAUUACGACCGAAUUGGUGGCAUUGUCGUAAACUUGUCGGGCUAUAUUAUAGGUGAUGUCAAUUCCUUGCCUGAGGUAUUCUCAGCGAUGAAGGUCAAAAUAUCGCUUCUGCCACUGAUGUUCAACUCCUAUAUCGAAGAAUUUAAGGAAGUCCCAAAGAUUGAGAAAGAUGAGAAAUUGUUGCUGACCAUUGGAAUGCUAUCAGCAGAAGCACGCGUGUGGAAAAUCGUGAAUGAGAAUACUAUUAUAGUUAGUCUCAGAUCUCCAAUUUGUGCAAGGAUAAAGGACAAGGUGUUCCUUCUUAGACCCAUGAAUGUCAGUUGGCGUUUAAUUGGCCAUGGGCAGAUUGAGGAUGGUAAAGCUAUCAGAAUAGAUGAAUCUAUUCAUGGUUAGGUGCAUGUCAGUUAUGAAGUAAGUUUUCAAGGAAGACCGGGAGUGGGCGACAAUUCUACAGGUUAGCUCCAUAAAGAAUAUCAAGGCCAGAAGCAAGAGUUAUGGAAGCUCUGCACACGCAAGCUAGGUGAACCAAUGAAGGCUAGAGAUACAAUGCCUGUUAAGUGAAACAAUUCUGGCUAUCUGGUUGUUGGAUUUGAUUAAAUCGCUCAUGAAAAAGAUUUGCUAGGGCCGCAUUGAGGGCAUGCGCUGUGAUAUAUCACCAGAGGAUUACAACAGUGCUGUGGCAGGAUGUUUAGCACCUAAGCAAGCCCAAAUUUUGCCAUCGACAAAUUCUGUGCAUACGCAGUAUAAGAACAUAUGCAGAUUGGUGUGCUCUUAUGUGCUGUUGACGGCUUAACAGCCCUUGUAACUUUCUGCUCUUACGGUAAAUCACUCGGGUGAAGGGGAAGGAAAAUUGUUUCCAUCAAGACAACAACUAAGUUAAGACUGUAGUUAGUACUAUACAGUGAGGACUUCAGGGACCUGGGGGUAGUUUGGUUAAUUCGUUCAUAACACUUAGGACAGCUGGUAUCGCUUGUAUAACCAAGAGCAUCACGGUAAUUUAACCAGCA